This is a messenger RNA of Solanum pennellii, 1444 nucleotides long. Its product is annotated as tRNA (guanine-N(7)-)-methyltransferase. Bases 50 to 991 code for a protein of 313 amino acids. Gene Ontology annotation, molecular function: tRNA (guanine(46)-N7)-methyltransferase activity. Gene Ontology annotation, cellular component: tRNA methyltransferase complex. Gene Ontology annotation, biological process: RNA (guanine-N7)-methylation; tRNA methylation. Lineage: Eukaryota; Viridiplantae; Streptophyta; Magnoliopsida; Solanales; Solanaceae. The record is from RefSeq and is a predicted model, not a curated record. The transcript is spliced from 8 exons.
UCUCUCCAACCUAUAUAUAGGGAAAACAGUGUUUUUUGGGGCGGUAACCAUGGCUUACUCCUUGUACUCCGCCAUACCCAAAAAACCUCUAAACUCAAUCUUCAUUUCCUCUCCCAAUUUCAUCUUCAAUGCUGUUAACAAACACAUCACUUGUGUAACUCCAUCAAUUUUUCCCCGUCUUCGAGGGUAUUGUACUUGGGUAUCGGCUGUUUCAUCUUCUGUAGCUGAGAAAGAUGAACACUUAAGCCGUCACGCGAGUCCUGGAAUUGUAGCCAAAGAAUAUGCUGACCUUAAUCUCCCUGAAAAAUUUUCUGAGGAUGUUGGCAAUCUUCGAAUUAGGCAGCAUGUCAAUCCUCUGCGACGUGGUCUCAUGAUUCCUGCAGAAGCACCAAACUGGAAGGAGGUGUUCGAGGAUGCAACAUUGCCUCUGAUGGUGGAUAUUGGGAGUGGUAGUGGGAGAUUUCUUAUGUGGCUUGCUAAGAGAAAUUCUUCAUCCAUGAAUUAUCUGGGAUUGGAAAUUCGGCCUAGGUUGGUCGCACGGGCUGAGUACUGGAUAAACGAGCUAUGUCUAAAAAAUGUACAUUUCAUCUCUACGAAUGCCAUGGUUUCCUUCCAACGACUUGUAUCUACUUAUCCUGGACCAUUAAUGCUAGUUUCAAUCUUGUGCCCAGAUCCGCACUUCAAGAAAAAACAUCAUAAAAGAAGAGUGCUGCAGAAGCCUUUGGUUGAUUCCAUAGUGAAUGAUUUAGCACAUGGGGGACAGGUCUUUAUACAAUCUGAUGUGCUCGAAGUUGCGCUUGACAUGAGAAAUUAUUUUGAUGCUGUACCUGAUAUACUAGUACAUAUAGAUAGUGUUGACCCAAAUUUACCUUGUGAUGGCGAUGGAUGGGUUUUGAACAACCCAAUGGGGAUAAGAACUGAAAGGGAGAUCCAUGCAGAAUAUGAAGGUUGCAAAAUCUACAGAAGGGUUUACAAAAAAGUUCAACACUAACUCUCUGGUUCAUAAGUUGCUGUUCUGGAGUUUAGGAUCACACAAUUUUGUUCUUAACUUUCUCCUGGCAUUAUUAUGGGUCUUUGCAGUGCCCUUCAACACAUCUAUAUUUGUACAACUCAUUCUAAUGUCUCCAACAAUGCUAAGUUAAAACCAUGGAGCUUGAAGUUCAGCUGUUGAUAGUCGAGCGAGUGGCUUGAUGGCAUAAUGAAGCCCCUUCAAAAGGAGAGCAUGUCACCUACAUCUCAUAUAAACAUUAGCUCUUUUCUUCCCUUUCAUUUCAUUUUUUCUUCGUUCGAUCUUUGUAGUUUGUAUCAUGGACUGUAUUGUUUGUUUUUAGUUGGUAAAUUAGACGUUUCUUGGCUAACUAGGCAAGAUACUGGUUAAUCUGUAACAGUUCAUGUUGUUUUCACGUACAAGAGGAACUAUACUAUUAGGUGCAUACAGGUUCAA